This is a messenger RNA of Syngnathoides biaculeatus (alligator pipefish), 1053 nucleotides long. RefSeq names its product RAB21, member RAS oncogene family (gene rab21). Gene Ontology annotation, biological process: Rab protein signal transduction. The transcript has 7 exons. The record is from RefSeq and is a predicted model, not a curated record. Bases 141 to 797 code for a protein of 218 amino acids. Lineage: Eukaryota; Metazoa; Chordata; Actinopteri; Syngnathiformes; Syngnathidae. Gene Ontology annotation, molecular function: GTP binding; GTPase activity.
AUUUCAUUGAACUUGUUUAUUUGGGGAGGGAGGGAGUGGGCGGGGGAGCUACGCACGAGUCGCCUUCCGACGUGCCGACAUUUUUAGCAUUUGUAGCAUUAGCGGGGCGCGAGCUUGUUGUGACACAUCGAGCGGCCGCCAUGGCGGCAGCUGGCGGCGGCGGCGGCAGGAGCUUCUCGUUCAAGGUGGUCCUGCUGGGCGAAGGCUGCGUGGGAAAGACGUCCAUGCUGCUGCGCUACUGCGAGAACAAGUUCAACGACAAACACAUCACGACUCUCCAGGCGUCCUUCCUCAACAAGAAGCUCAACAUCACGGGAAAGCGGGUCAACCUCGCCAUCUGGGACACGGCGGGUCAGGAGCGCUUUCACGCUUUGGGUCCCAUCUACUACCGAGACUCCAACGGGGCCGUGCUGGUGUACGACAUCACCGACGAGGACUCCUUCCAGAAGGUGAAGAGCUGGGUCAAAGAACUCCGGAAGAUGCUGGGCAACGACAUUUGUUUAUGUAUCGUAGGUAAUAAAAUCGAUUUGGACAAAGACAGGAACGUCUCGACAGAGGAGGCAGAAAGUUACGCGGCGUCGGUGGGGGCCAAACACUACCGGACGUCCGCCAAGCUCAACAAAGGCAUCGAGGAGCUCUUCUUGGACUUGUGUAAAAGAAUGAUGGAGGCGGCGCAGGCCGAGGAGCGAUCCAAAGGAAGCGUCGGCGGCCAGUCGGCGUCCGGGCGGCGAGGCGUGCAGAUCGUGGACGAUGAGCCGCAGGCCACGCCCACGGGCGGAUGCUGCUCGUCGGGCUAACGCGCCCGCGGCUUGUCCGUGAAGGGACGGCGAAGACGGGAAGUUGACCGGGAAACGGGCUCCACCUUCCCGUCCGAGCGGGAGUCGACGGCCGCGUGACGUCGGGAGACGGCGGCGCGCCGAGCUUGAAGCCGUGCGGAAACAUCCCUCGCUUAACACGCCGGCGCUAAAGUAACAACGUGCAUGUCCCACUCCAUCGUGAGCUUCGUUUGAUACAAUUAUAACUAUUGUUGUUCAUUAAAUGCUGAUCAAAGUC